CUGCUGAACGUUUUAAUCGCUGCAGAACUGUAGUGGGUACCUAUUGGAGGCAUACUGUCGAAACUCCGAGGGAAAAAGACCGGUUUAGGGUUCAGCAGCUGGAUUUAACACCGAUCUACCAGAACAAGCUGGACGAUAGGCAGAAGUCAUAGACGUUCUGACAGAUGUUCAAAGCUUUCGCCAGGGUGGCCGCUCGGUCGAUUGCGAUCCAGCUUGAAGAGGCAGCGGCCGCAGCGAAAGCCAAGCAGCCGUACGUGGACCCUACGCCGAAGAUCCAUCAGUACAGUGCCGCAAGCAAAGGCAAGCGCACAGUUGAUGAGGAUAGAUCUGAAGAGCCACCAUCGCAGCAAUUAGAAAGUGGCGUGCCGCAAGCUUCCGGGACACAACAGGCCGAGGCAGUGAGAGAGGAGGAUGUGACCAAGGUCAUCCCUAUUCCAGGCUCUCGGGAGGCUCGACAGGAGAACCCGUAUAUACGCAAAUGGCCGGAGGGCCCUCCAGCUACCAGCUCAGCCAGGCCGGUUGUGCCAUCUCAAAGCUCGAGCUCAGCAUUUACACCUCAAGCCGAACCUAUAGUCACGAGCGGUUCCGCCAUCGAGGAACCGGUUGUCGAGCAAAAGGAUCAGGCUUCCAUAACGCUAGAGCCAACGCGAGCCGAGCCAGAUGAGGCGCCGAUAGAGCCCUCUCAAUUGAUAGACGAUGUGGAUACCGAGACAGCACCUGUUACGCUACGGCCGAGCAAAGUUCCCUCUUCUCGUCUCGGUAGGCUCUUCCAUUACGGAUCCCUGGUCGCUGGUCUAUCCGUUGGAGCUGCAAGUGAAGCCGUUCGACGAACAACCGGGGGAGGCAGCGAAGGCAGUCUGAUGAUGUCAGAGGCCAAUGUCAGGAGGCUCGUAGGGAAGCUGAGCCAGAUGCGAGGUGCUGCCUUGAAGCUGGGGCAAUUUAUGAGCAUCCAAGACACCAACAUGUUACCGGAACAGCUCGAAAGAGUUCUGCAGCAGGUGCAAGCGAAUGCUGAUUAUAUGCCUGAUUGGCAACUCGAGCGAGUAAUGCGGGCAGAGUUGGGAGACGACUGGGAAUCGCAUUUCACAACAUUUCCCCGAGUACCAAUGGCUGCUGCAUCGAUCGGACAAGUACAUCGAGCGGUACUCAAAUCGACAGGGCAGGAGGUCGCGGUCAAAGUACAAUUCCCCGGUAUCCACAACUCGAUUACGUCCGACUUGAACAAUAUCUCGCUACUAUUACGGACGUCUGCGAUCCUACCACGAGGCCUCUACCUGAACAAUACUAUAUCGGUAUUCCGAAAAGAACUGGCAGACGAAUGCGACUACAUCCUAGAAGCGGAUAACCAACGAAAGAUGAAGCGAUUCUUGGAGGACCAGAACGAACAGUUCUUCGAGGUCCCGGCGGUGAUCGAUGAGCUUAGUACGCAGAGAGUCUUGACUACCGAGAUCCAACCGGGCAAGCCGUUGUCCCAGAUCAAGCAGUUCGACCAGGCGUUGCGAGAUAAGAUCGGAACGGCGGUGCUACGGCUUUGCAUCACCGAGCUCUUCCAAUUCCGCCUGAUGCAGACCGACCCCAACUGGGCUAACUUUUUAUACGACAGGAAGCGAGAUAAGCUGGGAUUGAUCGAUUUCGGAGCGACGAGAUCUUACUCGGUCGAAUUUAUGGACAACUGGUACCGACUAUUAUCAUCCGUCAUCGCCGGAGACCGAGCGGCCAUGCAAAAAUACUCCUUGGAGGUUGGUUACCUAACCGGGGAGGAACAUCAGGACAUGGUCGAUGCGCAUCUGCGAUCCAUGGAACUUCUGGCCGAACCUUUCACCAAGGACAGCUACGACUUUGCUCAUCAAUCCGUCACCGACGAGGUCCGAAAGCUCAUCCCGGUCAUGCUCAAACAUCGGCUCACCCCGCCCCCGAACGAGACGUAUAGCCUGAACAGGAAGUUGAGCGGGAGUUUCUUGUUAUGUGCCAAGUUGGGCAGCAAGGUGAAUUGCCGCAAAAUUUGGGAAGAUGUGGUGGGGAACUACAAGCCUACGACCGGGGCUUGAGUGGUCAAGUAGUAGAUGCGCGACCACCAUGCAGCAUGUUCAUGAUGAUGGA
Molecule: messenger RNA, 2100 nt
Organism: Filobasidium floriforme
Lineage: Eukaryota; Fungi; Basidiomycota; Tremellomycetes; Filobasidiales; Filobasidiaceae
Product: ABC1 family-domain-containing protein
Exons: 9
Coding region: 165-2048 (627 amino acids)
Biological process (GO): ubiquinone biosynthetic process
Cellular component (GO): extrinsic component of mitochondrial inner membrane
Molecular function (GO): kinase activity
Source: RefSeq, a predicted model, not a curated record